AUUACAGCGUUUGUUCUCGUCACGUGGUGUGUCUCCCCAGGCUGUGAUGGGCUGUUUGUUGGACUCAUUCCUGCAACAAAUAUCCACAGCAGCCAAUCCAAGUGGUUGUGACGUUUGGUGACGCGUCCAUCAGGCACCGCUCCCCCCGCCGGCUCGGAGGGGCGGAGUUAACCAACUUUCACACUGGUUAAGACAAACGAAGGAUAGAUAAUGUGUGUUAUCGGACCAGCUGACCCCUUGUGAGGGUUAAAGUGCUUUUUUUGUUUGUUUGUUUCGUUUAAUGUUCAUAUAGACCUGGCGCAGCAUCAAAAUGGUGAGUGUUUUUCUUCUUCUUCGCUUAAUGCAGCGUCAACGUACGCGCAGCUGUUCACCUGUUGCACCUGUUGUCGCUGACAGGUUGUUGGAAAAAGCUAAAAGUCUACCUGUGCUUUAUUUACCGUCACACUUACGCCUUAUGAAUCCCAUCUUUAUUAGCGUUAAAAUAGCUGUUUUUACUUCUGUGUGUAAGUUUUUAAGGUGAGUUUCUACAGUUUAGUGACAGUCGGAAGUAAGGUGUGCAUUUCCUGAACCGGCCCGCCCCUGCAGAACAGGUUUCGUCAAAAAAAACCUGCCCUGGUGGCAGUUCAACGCUUUUCAUAUCAAUUUGCAUACCAGACUCAGGUGACACACGCCUAAAAUACCUGUAGGGGAGAGUGGGGUAAGUUUAGCCAAAGGGUAAGUUGAGCUACCCCCAUGUUGCUUUGAAAUGGUAAAAGAAAUUGAUCAUAUGACCAAAUAUUUAGGAGAUGGGCAUCAAUUCAUGGAGCCUGUGAGGGUUAGAAGCACAUGGGUGAAGGGGUUAGACAUUUAUUUCCACUCUUGAAAGUGAAUUUAGUCUGUCAUAAGUUUUAUAAGAAUUGUGUUUAGACCAAAAAAGAUCAUUUUAAAUGUGUUUUAUACAUCAAUGGUGGUAUCUAUGAGCUACAACAUGAGGUCAAAAACCUAAAACAUAAAAGUCCACUAUUUUAGCUUAGAGGACUAAUAAAGUCAUCACAGCAGUUCCGGGGUAAGUUGAGCCAGUGACUCAACUGAGAGAGUAAAGGAGUCUGAUAAGAGGAUCAGAGUUUCAGUUCAGAUUGUUAAAAUGUGUGCAAUAAUAAAUAAUAUGCAAUAAUAAUAAAAAGAAUUAUUGUACCAGUUGAAUAGUGUAUAAACGAUAAAAUUACACAUGAAUGUGAAGAAAUGACUGUUAUUUAGGGAGAGAGAAGGUGAGGGAGGGCUGGGUGGGAAAUUGGGGGGUCGUAGGGACACGGCUCAUCUUACCCCGCUCCUAUGGUCAACUUACCACAUACACGGGGGAAGUUGACCAUAGGAGAACACUUUUUUUUUUUUUUUGCACGCUAUAUUAUCAAGACAGUUAUGUUUACACUCAUUCUGUUGGUUUUUAGGGAUGCACAACAUCUUGAAAUAUAUGCAGAUACACUAGUUAGAGACAAAACUAUGAUUGCCUCGAUGUAGUGAGCUGAAAUACGAACAACGGCUCAUCUUACUCCACUCUCCCCUAUAUUCAGUAGUUUUAAGCUGGCUGUAAUUUUAGUGCAAUAUAAAUAUUGGGUCAGUGCAAAAGUGAUUUUGAAAUCCAGAUCCAGCUUCUUAUUUUUAAUUGUACGCAUUUGUCCCAACCAAUUUUACUCCAACAUUUGCAAAGAAUUAAAAACUAUAAUUUAAUUUUGAUUUUAAUAUAAAAUCUUAAAGUUUUAUUUUCCACAGAUGCAGCAUGUGCAAUGAAAUAUCUGUGGAGCAGUAUUAUCAUCCUACCUACUCGUAUUUUAUAUCUAUCAUUUUGCUACAUCUUGAAAUAUAUGCAGAUACACUAGAUAGAGACAAAACUAUGAUUGCCUUGAUGUAGUGAUCCGAAAUAUGAAAAAUGGCUCAUCUUACCCCACUCUACCCUAUAGUAUAAUGUUUUUUUUUUAGUAUUUUGUCUUGCACCGUGCCAUUAAUUACUAUGACAUUCUCCCUAGAACACUUUUUAGAUAGAAGACAACAACAGCACCUACAAUAGAAAAGAACAAACUCUUGAAGUCCUUCUUUUUUAUAUUAGCUGUGCCACGCGACUUAACUUAAAAAUUGACCACUGCUCUUGUUGGUUUUCAAGAGCAGAGGAGCAAUGUUUUUUUUAGUAAAACUAUAUUCAGAAAAAAAUGAAAAGUUUUCCAAGCAUGUGCCAUACAAACAUCUUUUAUGCAAGGACUAUGAAUCUAAAGAAGGACAAACUCCACAAAUAAAGCCCUGCCCAUCCACUCAAACUUCUGGCUUCUCUUGGAUAAACAAUAAAAGGAAAACUUAAAGGAAAUAGUGCAUCAGUGUUUGUCAAAUACUGUAGGUGAAAGACAAAUGACUUCUCUAAUAUGUCGCCAAAUCUAUUUUCAAGCCAAGGAAGGAAAUGCUCUAAACAUCCGUUACUCAACUCCUGAAGACUGGCAAGGAAACCUCAAACUGUCCCUACCUCGAUUGUUUGAUGACCUUCACAUUUUUGCCUGCCCACUGAAGUUACUCUUUAAUGAGACUUUACAACCAUAACUGCAUGGGUGACCCUUUGUGCAUGUUAGAGGGCAGCCAAUAAUGUCCGUAUUUGCAAGUAUGCGUGUAAUGUUUGUAUAAAUCUCCACUCUGACCUUGCGCUAUUGUCCAUGCCUGGUAGAUGCGCUUCCUGCUGCUCUUCAGCCGCCAGGGGAAGCUGCGACUGCAGAAAUGGUUCACGCCCAUGACAGAGCGGGAGAAGAAGAAGAUCAUCAGGGACAUGACCUCCAUGGUGUUGUCACGGCAACCCCGCUCCUGUAACUUCCUGCACUGGAAAGACCUGAAGAUAAUUUACAAGAGGUGGGUGUUGCCUCUACUUGUUGGAUUAUCUAUCUACUUACUGAGCAGCAAGACCACCAGUCUUUCUCGUGUCUACAAUGAUGCCUGCUUGAAGUCUUGAUUUGCUACUCAAACAUAUGUUUAUUUAUGCUAUAAAAAAAACACUCUUGGUGUCACCUUCUCCUUAGGUAUGCCAGCCUGUAUUUCUGCUUGGCCAUAGAGAAUCAGGAGAAUGAGCUGUUAGCCCUGGAGGUCAUUCAUCGCUAUGUGGAGCUGCUCGACAAAUACUUUGGCAAUGUAUAACCUUGUGUUUUCCCUUCUUAUUAUUGAAUCCAGGUUUAGUCUGAAGUUUUGUAUUCAAAUGUUCCACUCUAAUUUAUUUACUUUACAGUAUUGUUUUGAUUCUGGGUACAUUGCACUGUUGAACAAAUGAUGGUUUUAUUGCCAUGUCUAACUUUCUCUCAUCUGCAGAUUAAAUCAUGGUAAAAAGAAAAUUCUCAACAUCUGUUUUAUGCAACAAGAUAUAGCCAUAGUCAAAUUGGAAAUUAAACUAAAUCUCCCUCUUCCUUCACUGAUCUCUGCAGACUACACUCUGCAACAUACAGUACACAACAAAACUGUUUGUAUUAAUUUAGUAGCAAAAAGGUUACAACUUAUUUGACACAACAGUUAUAAUAUAUACAUUAAAAUACAUACCAAUCAGCCAUAAGGUUAUGAGCACUGCAGGCUACAACCAGACCUGUUUGUAGGAUAUGUUAAAGGGAUAUUCCGGCGUAAAAUCAAUUUAGGGUCAAACACACUGUAACACCGAGUUAGACACCCCCUCGAGAGAUGAAUAUUGCCGACUGCUUGCUUCUCUUGUUAUACCAACUUUAGUAUCGACCACAUGAUAAUAACACAGAGCGGUCUGAGGAGCCAUAAACAAACCUCAACCAAAACGCCACUCUAUAGCCACAAAUAAUGCUCAGAACAGCAUCUAACUUCAUCAACAGUACAUAUAGGGUCCAAGCCAAAACAAACAUCUUUUUAACUUUGCCUAAUUUCUUUAGCAAAGAGACUAAACACAACUCACCUACUCUCUUCCAGCAGCUUUGUUUGUAGCAAGACCUCAGGCCAGUCCAUGGACUGCUGCGGGGUGACGCAGCUCAAGGAAGAACAUUUAUGAUAAUUUCUUCAUGGAAAUGCAAUCAGACCGAGAUGUUAAGGCAGAAAAACUACUACGUCUGCAGUGCAAAAUGAUUAAUAUGGUGAUUAUUACUUCAAGGAAAUGAUAAAGAAUGAUAAAGAGGGUGUCCAACUCGGUUUUACGGUGUGUUUGACCCUAAAUUAAUUUUACACCGGAAUAUUCCUCUAAGCUACACUCAUUACUCUACAGACAGUCAGUCUGACUGUUCAUGCUCGAAGCUAUUACAAUGUGCACAAGGGCAUCAAACCUGGACCACUGAGAAAUACAAAAGGUGGCCUUGAGAAACAAGACGGUAUUGACUUGGUCUCCAGCCCUCAACCCAUUUGAGCUUCUGUGGACUGUGCCAAACAAGAAGGCCCUACCUUUCAAUUUAUAGGACUUUCAAAACCUGUCUCAAAUGUGCAAGUAACCAAAACAAACCUUCCUUGAUCUAGUGGAGUCCAUGUCUUGUCAAGUCAGAGCUACUUCACCUCUGACCUUAAAAAAAAAAAGUAUCCACCCAUGUUAGGCAGGUAGUCAUAAUGUUAUAGCUCAUUGAUUUAAGGACUUAGUGUUGUAUGUGUAAUCAUAUAGUGUUGUUGAAAACUUUGCAAAACUAUGCCUUAUUAAUUUUUAAUUAUUAAUUCAAGUGAUUUUUUCAGAAAACUGUCUUAAUUAAAAGAAAAUCUCAACUAUCGCCAUCAUACCUCCUCCAGGUGUGUGAGCUGGACAUUAUCUUUAACUUUGAGAAGGCCUAUUUUAUCCUGGACGAGUUUCUAAUGGGCGGAGAGAUACAGGAAACCUCCAAACAGACGGUGAACCGCUCCAUCGAAGCUUCCGACAUGCUACAGGAGGUGAGAUGUGUUCGCACACGCCCUCAUGCACGACAAACACAACACACACACAACACAAGGUGUGGCUUUUUUGCAUCUGUGGUGUGAUAAUGUAACGUGUUGCAUGGCUGUAGUGUCAUAGUUGACAAGACAUUUUUCGUUUAAAAUCUUGUGUGUGGGGGUUUAAAUAUCUUAGAUUGAUAAGCUCUUCUCAUGAAUCAAGCUCCAGUAUGUUUGAUAGUAGUUAGUGUCAUGAGAUCAAUUAACAGUGGUGCUGCUGAGUCCCCGGUGUGCCUGUCUGUUCUGUGGCUGAUAGGCUUCUGAUUAGCUGACGCUCCUUUUAUUUAUAGAGUUGUGUCCAUGCUUCUGUUUCUUCCCCCUUUCUGUGUAUAUAUAUGUGUGUGUCUCUCUCUCCCUGUGCCAUUGUUGCUGCAAGUGAGAGACGGAUUUCCCUGGAUCGUGGUGUAGGUUUAGGGUUUGGCUGAUGCUUCUAUUCCCCCCCCCCCUCCCCUCUGUAGGUCCUUGGCUCUGUGUGGUACGGUCAACUGGGGUUUGUUCUUUUGUGCUUCUGAGCAGGGCUGACUAACACUUUUAAAAUAAGAGCUGGACUGUGUGCAGCGUAGCCUUCUCAUUCGUUUGACUUUGACUAUUAUCGCUUCAGGAUGACAGCAGUGAGUGGUAUGAGGUGGAGCUGUUUGGAUGACCGUGAAUAUGGACAGACAGGUUAGAUGUUGUGCUUGUGUUAGUCACGUACCUUGUGUUGGUGUGCUCUGCAUUCAAUAGCAGGUGAUGCUUGUGCUUGUGCAUAUCAAUAGUGUUUAAAUGUGUUUUUUAACAGGCUUAUAACCUAAUUUUUUGCUUUGUUUUGCCUUCUUUCAGACCAUGGAGGAGUAUAUGAGCAAACCAGCAUUUUAACCAAACUGGGAGAAAGGACUUUAGAUAAAAGCAGGGAGGAAUUCAGGAGCCAAACACACAGUUCAUGAAUCACAGACGUUUCUGAAAAAAACAAAAACAAGGAUGAACUCUGAUACUACUGAACAUUCUCAAGAGAAGACAAAUUUAAUGUCUGCUUGUUGUCUGCCUGAAGCAGUAAGUAACUUUAUUUGAGAGCAAGUUAAAUGUUUGUUCAUAGAUGUGCACUCAAAAUUAAGAAGGGAGAGGGUUUCUACUUUGAUUGCCGUUUUUGAGUUUGAAUGAAGUAGCAAUAGAAGAUCAGGGUUUGAAAAUAAGUAUGAAGUCAAUUACAUUUUUAAUUGUUGAAGAUGCAAAUGUGUUUCCUUUUGUAUUUAAGCUAUGUUUAAAUAUUUAUUGGCAGGGAAUGAUUUUAUUCUUAGAAAACUAUAAAUUGAUUGUUUAAAAUACAGUAAACAUAUUAAAAAGUGAUUCUUUUUGAUUCCAGUGUAAACAAAGACAAGACUUUGCUUUUAUACCGUCAAACAACACAACUCUGAGUGAAAUUUUCCUCCUGUUUGGAAUUUGUGUCACUAACUAUUACUCAUUUAAAAAGCAGUUUCUAGUGUGGGUGUGAAUUUUGAUGCUUUUUAUACAUGUACAAUUUAUGAUGUUGAGUCUUACGAAUAAAAACCUAUUUUGAUAAACAUUCGGCCCCUGAGUUAUUAGUCAGUAUUUGACGUACUGUAAUAAAAGAACACCACAAAACCUUUUAUAAAGAAACCUAAUUAGAAAUGUAUUUAUAUCUCCCUAUUUUCACUACUGAUAUUAAACCCAGCAUGGCUCCAUUCAUGGUGUAUAGUGCAUUUUCAAUAAGGCAACACAACUCAGCAAGAAGAAAAAUAAUACAGCUGAUGCUUUAUUCAUCUGUGAUUCAUCACACAUUAUUGAACAUGUACAAAAUGGUUUAAAAAUGAGCAUACAUUGCACAACCACUGGUAGGCCAACGAUACAGAGCUUUGCAGUAUGAAAGGGUUGGAAGGCAGGCAACAGUCUGCUGUUUAGACUUGGAAAUAAUUACCCAUAAGAAUAACAUUAAAUCCACUAACCCUGAAUAUAUCAAGAGCCACGGCAACACUCGACCUCAUUCAUGAUCAAAUCUUUCACAAUGUUCCUGUACUUUUCCUGUCGAUAUACUGUGUGAUUAUGUUUACAGGCCCAGUCUGCGUUAUACUCAACGGAUAUAUUCACAUGUGUCAUAGUUAGAUGAAAAUAAGUGUUUUUACCAAUACUUGGGUGAUUAUAGUUGAAAAUAUAGGCCCACAUCUGCUGUUUACAAACAACAUUAAUGUAAACAAACCUUCAACAUCAUCACAAAACUUUAAUAACUUCAGUUUCCCUUAGUGAUAUUAUGAUUUAACCAAUGCAUUCAUCAGCAAUUAGAUGACAGACAGGUUUACAUCCAAUCAAAGUGUUUCGAAGAUGUCGAUUUUUCUGCAUUGAUUGCACCUUUAUCUUUCUAUAAUGUUCUUGCAGCAAGUAGGGACUUUUUUAAAGUGUUCGUUUUCAUAAGGAUGACAGUAUAAGCUAAAACUCUAUAAUAGAAAUUUGUAAACUAGAACACGUCCACCAAACUUUAUUUUUGAGACUGUAUAAACACUAUAUUGUGAUUUUUCCUGCGUCUUGCAAGGCUACAUCCCAGCCACUGUUUUUUCACGGUGUUCCUUCCCGUCCUCCUCUUCUUCAUUGACGGUCUGUGGAGCGGACGUCUUGGCCGUUACCUCCUCUUUCCCCUGCAUCUCUGUGGGGUUUAUCUUCUCCUCCGUGGCCACCUCGGUCUCCCUCUUGGCUACCUGCCUCUCAGCGUCCGCUUGCCCCAAGUAGUCCUUCAAGGCCCGCUCGUACAGCUCGUAGGGGAACUGGCCCUUCAGCUGCGCCUGGGUGUCCCUCUUUGCGAUUGGGUUUGGGUACUCUGUGAGGAUCUUCGCCGCCAGGUAGGUGGUCACUUCAUCUUCAACAUCUCCAUCGUCGUCGUCCUCAUCAGCAGCAGCCGCCUGGCGCUUCAGGGGCAUUUUGUUGAGCUCGGAUAAAAACAGGUUCUCCCUGCGUCCAGAUGGAGGAGGGAUUUUGAUAGGACCUGAAUUUGCUGCAGGAUUUGCCGCCGCGGCGAUUCUAUCCGAUGGGGUCUUCAGGGGUCUCUGCACCACAGGGUACUCGUUACUGAUGGUUUCCACGCCAAUGAUAUCCAAAAAGUCUUCUCUGUCCAUGUCCUCAUUGGCGGGCUUGCUCUUCAGCGGCAGUCUGCGGCUGAAGUACCGGAUCUUCGGGGUCUGGCUGGCGGUGUAACGAGUGGGGGUGUGAGGGUCACGGUGGAGCUUCCUGAGCUCUUGUGUGAGCAGCAUAUCGAUGAGGUCCUGCGGGGGCACAUGAAGCUUCAAGGAAAGCUCCAGCAGCUCUUUCACAGUCCGGGGAUCCACGAUGGAGGGGCGGAUGAGUCUCUUCCUCUGCUCUCCAGUCUUGUCCCUCUUCUGGGUCUGGUCGCUCAUCUCAAGGACCUUCAACAGGUAGUAGUCCACGAGUUUGGUGUCAUCGUCAGCCUCCUCUUGGUCCUGACUUGCCCUACGCUGUAUCUCCUCCCUCUCUGCCUCCUCCUGCUCUCCAAGCGCCCUGUCCAUCUCCUCAUGGCUCCCGUUCUCCAUCUCCUCUGUCUCCUCUCUCUCCUCCACGGGGACCCACUCCUCUCCUCCGGCCACAUCUUCAUAGGCCUGGUUCCUCAGGCUGAUCCCCUCUUCUUCCUCUUCAUCUUCGUCCCCGAACACGUCUCUCUUCUGGCCACCGACGGAAGGCAUCCUCCCUAACUCCUCGAAGAUUGAGCGCAAAUUGGCGAGGCUCUGGGGUGUGUACUGCUCAUCCAGGUCCUCCGUGGCUCUCUUGGAGGCGUCAGUGUUCUCCUCAUCCUCAAACAUAAGCGGGUACUUUUUGUGGGGUCUGGGGAAAUUGCCGUAGUCUGCCGGCGCGCUCUCGGGGACCUCCGUUUCUUUGGUGCGGUGCCUGUGUGUGCGCCGGUCGUUCCUAGGCGCCGACGCGGGGGUGAGCUUCGUCUCCCUCCCAGCCUGAUCCUGCAGAGACCUGAGCAGGGCUUUCAUCAGCUGUUCAGCGGUUAUGUCCUGCCUCUGCUGCUGCACGGCGGGGGCAGGCUGACGGUCCACGGGAGCCUCGUCCUGCUGUGAGGCGAGCUGGAGCAGGACCCUGAACUUCUCGACUUCAUCGUAAUCCGCGGGUUCGGGUCGGCCCCCGUUCCGCUGCUUAAGGUUCUCAAUGUACUCCAGGGCUUUCAUCAUGUCGGAGCUGGGCUGGAAGGCAGCCGACUGCCCCUCACUUUCCCCUCCUCGGAGCCUGUAGCGGCGGGGGAGAGACGCAGCCUGCACGGCGUAUCCAUGGAAGAGGAAGGCGAGCAGGACCAGGGCUCCCCCCGCGGGCAACUUGUGGUGGAAAUGCAGCAUUAUAGGCUUUAUAUUACCUGAGGAUCAAGAAGGAACAAAAUGUUACUGAAGAACCUCAACACAAUAACACAGAAUCCAAGAGAACUCUGCUUCUGCUAAAUGAGACUAAACCCUCAUGAAAGCAACGAGUCUGUUUUGAUCGUGGAUUUGUACGCUAUCAGGGAGUUUCGCUCCGCAAAUUGAAAACGAUGUUGCGUGCGUGGAGAUGCAUUCACAUCACAGGAUGAGUCACUCCCCGCGUUGUUAUGGGCAACCUCAGCAUCCUAUUUCCUCUCAACGACACAAACCGUGAUCAAAAAGCAUCCUUUGACGUUAUUUCUCUUUGGUUACGACUAAUAACCACCAUUGUUGAUGGUGCGUUUGUGCGUAUUGAUAACGUCCAUUGUUACAUGGCGCUAUAAAAUCUGCGUAAAGCGAUGGUUUCGAACACCAUCCUCUUAUCGACGAUUGUAUGAUUUCCAAUAUGAGCUUAAAAAGAUUAAACAAGUUCGACAUCUUGGUCUUACCUUUGGCAGUAAAGCUCAGACAGCAGUGAAGGUGUAUAUCAUCUCCUCAGUGGCGGUCUUGUUCUCCUCUGUUUUCAGCACUUGGACAGCUCCCCCUGGUUAUAUGAGGAGACACCUGACCAGCGCGUCAUCACAGCGCACACGCAAGAGCCGCUCCGAAAAAAUCCAUAUAAAUGAUUCAGGUUUAUGAUAUGGCAUACUAAAAAACCUCGCUGGUUUAAAAAUAGUCCUACUUUGCUGUCUGUUACCCGGCGGAGAUCUGUAAAAGCAUAUUGACUGGAAGACGCUUUCAAAGCCUGGAGGCAGAAGUAUUGACUGCAAAAGCAGGUCUCAGACGGUGCGAUAUGUUUAUGUUCACAUUCACCCAUCAGAGGAGGGAAUCUAUUAGCCUGCUUUUGUAUAAAACACUCAAAGGAAGCCCCAAUUUAUAUAGCAAACAUCAGUAAUUGGGAUUAUUUUGUCCUAACAUGUAUAUCAGAUUGUCUAGUUAUACUAACAUGUCACUAAAGGUGGUCUUUUCUUGCACAUCUACCAAAAUAUUUCGCAGUUUUGUAACAUCAACAAUCGCUCCCUGCUUGGUAGAUGAAGAGUUAACCCUCCAGCGAUGACUCACACACUAAAUUCACCGCGGAGUUGCUGUCGCAGUUUUGCAGCCCUCUCUCUCUCACACACACUCUCUCUCUCUCUCCCUCUCUCUCACUUUGACGGAGACAGUGAUAAACACCCUCCUGUCGACUGGGGGCCAAAGCUCCAGCAUUCCGCAGGUCAACUAGAUGAAGGUGCCACAGCAUGGCACAUGACGAUGAGGGGAUCAGGUGUGGUCGAGUGACUAAGUUUACAGUGAGAUGAGAGGUCAUAUUGGUUUACCACCAAAAAAAAACAAAGAGUCAGUUGGGCUCUUAUAAAAAGAUAGCAUCAUAAAUAAUAAGAUGUUGCAUUUUUAAGCAUCACCCAAAAUAGCUCCCACCAAAAUAAGAGCACCAUAGAUUAUCUGGGCAUGACUGGUUCAGUUUUAAUUACCGCAGACAAAAUAAUGAGUUUAUUCCCCUUCAAAAAUCUAAGGUGAUAUUAUUCAAAUCUAGUUUUUAGUCUGAAUUGACAGGUCUGUUUUCAUAUAUUAUUUUCUCCAGUCUUGACCCAUGGACUUAUUCAUAUCUGAUCCAUACACUAAUGUAACGUGAAGGUUCGAUGUAAGGUGGUUGGAUGAUUCUAAUGAUGAGAAACAGCAGGAUGGAGACAGGUAACUUUCCUAACAGCACUUUUACUGUUCAUAUAGUGACUAGGAACGAAAACAAAGUCACUGAGAGGCUAAGUGAGGGAGCUUCCGCAUUGGUGACUCGCUACACAAACCACAAGCCAUUUCCGUGUUUUCCGACUGAGUUCACAUUUAUUUCCAACGCCGCACAAACAGACAGACAGGGCAAGGCAAGGCAAGAUGAUCUAUGGGCUUAGUUUGAUGUUUAAAUCAAGCGGUCAACAAAAAAUACGCUCUCCCUACUCACCCCCUCUCCAUGCAGCCGCCGCAGCACCCAGGUGACUAUAUGUCCAUUCAUUCAAUCAUUCAAUCAUCGCGCCUUGACCACACCCCCUCGUGACGUGCAUGAAAGGUGCAGCCCAGACAGUUGAUGUCAACACACACAAACCUAACCACUUCUGCAUAUGGCACCUACAACCCAGCCCCUAAUUAUUACCAUUAUAAUAAUUACACUAUGACAAAUAAACGAACCACGAAAUCCACCAAUGUUCUUGUAAUAGUCCAUCAAUACAGUUCAUCAAUGUGCUCUUCUUCCUGGAACACAAGUCAAGUCUAGCCAAGUUCAAAAGUUCAAAAGUUCAGACACACAGCUUCACGGAGGAAAGUCAUGUCGUGCUGUCGGUCAGUAAAGUCAAUCAAACUAUCCUUCCAGAACGGAAGAGUCAGGCAUCCGAUUCCUGCAGAAGACAGACUUUGGUUAUGGGCCUUUCCAAGGAGCUGGUCUUGGUCUUGAUCUGCAGCCGUCGCACAAAUCCUCUUCUGUCUGGGAAGGUUUGGAUAACCCUUCCCAUGACCCACGAGUUCCGUGGUGCUGUUUCAUCCACAAUAAGCACAACGUCCCCUUCUACAAAGUUGCGCUUGAUACCAGUCCACUUCUGACGUUCCUGCAACUGUGGCAAAUACUCCUUAGUCCAUCGCUUCCAAAAUAAAUCAGACAUGUACUGGACCUGCCUCCAGCGUCGAUGAGCGUAGAUGUCAUCUCUUUGAAACUGCCCAGGUGGCAGGGAAGGAGAGGUUUUCAACAGCAAGAGAUGGUUAGGCGUCAGAGCUUCGAGGUCGUUAGGGUCGGUUGAGGCCUUAGUAAUUGGACGGCCAUUAAUGACUGCUUCCACCUCACAGAGGACAGUGUGCAGUCCCUCCUCGUCCAGAUUUUGAACUUUCAAGAUGGAGUUCAAGACCUUGCGCACUGAUCUGAUCAACCUUUCCCAGGCACCACCAUGGUGCGAUCCAGCUGGGGGGUUAAAAAUCCAUUUCACCUCCUUCUGAAGAAGAACACCAUUUAUCUGAGCUUGAUUCCAACCUCUGAUAGCCUCUCUCAGCUCACGUUCUCCUCCAAUAAAGUUUGUUCCAUUGUCUGAUCGAAUUUCUUGGACUUGGCCACGUCUUGCCAUGAAUCGUCGUAGUGCAUUAAUAAAGGCGUCUGUAUCCAGCGAAGGAGCCACUUCGAUAUGAACAGCCCGUAUUGCCAAACAGGUGAACAUGACUCCAUAUCUCUUUACAAUGCUCCUCCGGCUCUUAACCUCGAAUGGUCCAAAGUAGUCCACACCGACUCUGGUGAAUGGAGGUUCGUCUGGGCAGACCCUGUCAACAGGAAGAUCAGCCAUCAGCUGACACCCUGGGGCAGCUUGCAACCUGCGGCAGACAACACACUUUGACAAAAUUCUCCUUAUGGCUGUGCUGACCCCAGGAAUCCAGUAUCUUUCACGUAGUUUGGACAACAUGUAGUUGCGUCCUCCAUGACCAACUUGUUGAUGUAUGUGUCUCAGGAGAACGUCUGAAAUGUGGAGCUCUUUGGUCAGAAUGGCAGGGUGUUUUGCGUCUUCAGGUAAGGCUGCUCGGCUCAACCGACCACCAACCCUCAGGAUACCAUCCUCCAACACAGGAGCGAGCUUGAAGAUGUGACUUCUCCUUUUCACACUUUCGCCCUUCUGCAAACUAGAGAGUUCAUCAGGAAACCUCUUCCUCUGACAAAACCUGAUGAUUUCCUUUUCAGCUACCUGCAACUCGUCUACCGUGAGGAAACCUCUCGGUGCCAGGUCUUUGAACCCUCCUUUUCCAAGCUCCGAGGACGGUCUUUGUUGUUUCCCUGACUCCGACUGAGUGGACGCAGAGUCAGUCCAUGUCCUCUUCUGGCUGAGACCCCGCAGCAUGUUUUUUAGCCUGAGAAACCAAGCCACAGCCCUUCUCAGAUGGGUCCAAGAGGAAAAAUGAUGGAUUAGUUGAGUGGUUGCAUCCACAUCCUCUGAGGCCUGCACUGCAUUCACUGCCACACUGGCCUUGACUUCUGGAUCGUUCAGCAGGAGUUCGCCCAAGCAAUCUGGACUCACAGGCCAGUCUCGUUCAGGUUGCAGGAGAUAUGCAGGUCCUGACAACCACGCCUUGUUCCUCAGGAACAUGUCAACCCUCAGUCCCCUGGAGGCCACAUCUGCAGGAUUGCUUAGGGUGUUUACAUACUUCCACUGCGAUGGAUCUGACACUUUGAGUAUUUCUGCUACCCUGUUGGCGACAAAGGUACGGAACCUGGAAGUCUCAUUCCUGAUGUACUUCAGCACAGAGGUGCUGUCAGUCCAAAACGUUGACUCUAUUAAUGACAUGUGCAACUCCUUUUUCCAAAAGGUGUCCAGACGGCUUGCCAUUGUAGCAGCUGUGAGCUCCAUGCGGGGUAUUGAGACCGGCUUCAAAGGAGACACCCUGGACUUUCCCAUGACAAAGCUGCUGUGCAUCUGGGAACAUGCAUUCCGCAGGAGAAGGUAGGUCACUACACCAUAACCAUUAUUACUUGCAUCUGUAAAAUGGUGCAGUUGCGCCACAGUGACCUCACCAAAGUCUGGGGGUUUAAGGCACCGCGAAACCUGGAAGUGCUCUAACUGAUGGAGCUCCUCUAACCAGCUCGUCCAUUCCUGUGCAGCUGAUGGUGGUAUAGGGUCAUCCCAACCGAGUCUUUGCCUACACAGCUCCUGCAGGAUGAUCUUGGCAGAAAGAACAAUGGGACUCAAGAUUCCUAGAGGAUCAUAUACUGAACUGAUGACAGAGAGGAUCCCCCUCCUUGUCAGGGGCCUGUCCUGCACCAGGAUUCUAAACUUGAAGACAUCAGACUGGAUGCACCAUUGCACCCCGAGCACCCUCUCCACUGGUAGCAGGUCAUGGUCCAAAUCCAGGUCCUUCAUGCCCUUAGCUCUUUGGUCCCCUGGAAUUGCUGCCAUCACUGCACGGCUAUUGCUCAUCCAUUUGGUCAACUUAAAGCCUCCUUUGGCACAUACAGAGACCAGGUCAUGAUACAGUGCCACUGCUUCUUCCUCACUGGCCGUCGAUACCAGACAAUCGUCCACAUAAAAGCAGUGCAGAAUCCUCUCAAUGGUCUCUCGGCAGAACUGUUCUUCAUUGUCCUUAGCACAUUUCCUCAAUGCAA
This is a messenger RNA of Xyrichtys novacula (pearly razorfish), 14403 nucleotides long. Lineage: Eukaryota; Metazoa; Chordata; Actinopteri; Labriformes; Labridae. The record is from the annotation of a GenBank genome assembly.